Austrofundulus limnaeus is the source of this 2854-nucleotide messenger RNA. It is a transcript of the gene dgke, whose product is annotated as diacylglycerol kinase, epsilon. Gene Ontology annotation, molecular function: ATP-dependent diacylglycerol kinase activity. Gene Ontology annotation, cellular component: membrane. The record is from RefSeq and is a predicted model, not a curated record. Gene Ontology annotation, biological process: phospholipase C-activating G protein-coupled receptor signaling pathway. The transcript is spliced from 11 exons. NCBI's taxonomy places the organism in Eukaryota, Metazoa, Chordata, Actinopteri, Cyprinodontiformes, Rivulidae. The coding region runs from base 632 to 2359 and encodes 575 amino acids.
GAAAGAAGUCAUGAAUGAAAAGGAGCAGAAAGAAGUAUAAACUUAUAAUAUCUGCCCCUACUCGCAAAAUAAAAUCAACUACCAACUCAAAAGUUCACCGUCAGCAUAUGGAAAAAGUAAUUCAACACACAAAAUUACAACAAAACAAUACUUUAGACAAUAUUAUAACGCUUCAUCAUAAUUAUUUUCAAGUUUUUAUAAAACAAAAAAUAUUUUGACUGUUUUAUAUCACUAUCAAGAUCGUUUCACAAACUAACACCCAAAUAUAACGUAAAUAAAUCGUYCCAACUUGACUUUUGACUAUUGAGAAAUAACAAGUAUUUUUCUAACCAGCGUUAGCUCACASACGUAUUCUUUCCCGAAGUGGGGGUGAACUAUCUUGUGUGUAAAUACUCUCUGCAAAGGCUACUUCCGCGAUAGCUUCCGGUUUAAACAUGAYGUCGUUGUAUUUUGUAUUUUGACACUUUUCCGUCCCAAAUUUAAGUGGCACGGUCUUGUCGGUGUGUGUAAACAUGAGUUUUGCAGGGGAAAGCACCGAGCCUCCUGYUCAGUCUGCUUGUUUCACGUUUCGCCUCGCUUUUCUCGUUUCCGGUCCGUAAGAAACGUCGCUCCGCUAACCGCUGCAGCUGCGAUGUGUGAAGGAGACGAGGCGCGGGAGGACUGCGGCUCCCGGGAGGAGUGGACGCUGCUGUUCUGGACCUCUCUGGCCGUCAUCGUCCCGGUCUUCAUCACGCUGUGGUGCAGCGCGCAGCGCCACAAGCGGAAGACCCACAUGAGGGAGUUCUUUCGGAAGAGCAAACACGGCUGGCAUUACACGGACCUGUUCAACAAGCCCACCUACUGCUGCGUCUGCUCGCAGCACAUCCUGCACGGGGCUUUCUGCGACUGCUGCGGCGUCUGCGCCGACGAGCAGUGCCUCCGGAGGGCCGACCGGAGCCUGCCGUGCAAGGAGAUCAUGGCCCCGGCACGGGCCGAGGAUGGGCCCGCGGAGCACCGCUGGGUCCGAGGGAAYGUCCCGCUGGCCAGCUACUGCGCUGUGUGCAAACAGCAGUGUGGGACCCAGCCCAAACUCUGCGACUUCAGGUGUGUGUGGUGUCAGACCACGGUGCACGACGACUGCAUGGACAGCCUGGYGGAUGCAGACGUGUGUGAUCUGGGCGAGUUCCGCAGCCUCAUCAUCCCGCCUCACUACCUGCACCGCGUCAACAAGCUGCGCCGCCGGCACCCGGACGAGUUCGCCAAGCUGGGGGCGUUCUGCGGCGGCGGUGGCGGCUGGACUCCGGUGCUGGUGCUGGCUAAYACGCGCAGCGGGAACAACAUGGGCCAGGCUCUGCUGGGGGAGUUCCGUACCCUCCUCAACCCGGUGCAGGUGUUCGACCUGUCUCAGCUGGCUCCGGCCAAAGCCCUCCAGCUGUGCACCCUCCUGCCCSCCGGCAGCGUGCGGGUGCUGGUGUGCGGAGGAGACGGCACCGUGGGCUGGGUUCUGGACGCUGUAGAUGCCAUGAAGCUAAAGGGUCAGGACCAGUUCAUCCCCAGAGUGACCAUCCUGCCUCUGGGGACGGGAAACGACCUGUCCAACACUCUGGGCUGGGGAUCUGGGUACGCCGGGGAGAUCCCUGUGGAGCAGGUCCUCCGGAACAUCCUGGAUGCUGAAGUGGUCCGCAUGGACAGGUGGAAGGUGCAGGUGGCUUCAAAGGGCUCCUAUUUCCGUAAACCGAAGGUUCUGACCAUGAACAACUACUUCUCCGUGGGACCCGACGCCCUCAUGGCCCUCAGCUUCCACACGCACCGCGAGAAAACGCCGUCCUUCUUCUCCAGCCGCAUCAUCAACAAGGCCGUCUACUUCCUGUAUGGAACCAAAGACUGUUUGGUGCAGGAGUGUAAAGACCUGGAUAAAAGGAUCGAGCUGGAGCUGGACGGGGAGCGGGUGGAGCUGCCCAGUCUGGAAGGCAUCAUCGUUUGUAACAUCGGAUACUGGGGGGGCGGCUGCAGACUCUGGGAGGGGAUGGGGGAYGAACCCUGCCCCCCAACACGACUGGACGAUGGGCUGCUGGAGGUGGUGGGGGUGUUCGGCUCCUUCCACUGCGCUCAGAUCCAGGUCAAACUGGCCAACCCUGUGAGGCUGGGCCAGGCGCACACUGUCAGGCUGGUUCUGAAGAGCUCCAAGAUGCCCAUGCAGGUGGAUGGGGAGCCGUGGGCUCAGGGACCCUGUACCAUCACCAUCACCCACAAGACCCAGGCCUUCAUGCUGUACCACAGCUCCGAGCACACCGACGACGAGUCCAGCGCCUCAGAGACAGACAGCCCCACCCCUCGGGACUCUCCUAGACCCCCGGGGCCGGCCUCCCCUCGAGCCUGACGCCCCUCAAUCAUCACCUCCGUUCGCUUCAGUUCCACUCUCCUCUCACACAAUCAGGUUUUAGAGUCUGACAGGAGAGGUUAGAUUUAUUUGUUGUGACCCUGAGUUCAGGCUGUUCCGUGGGGUGGGCUUGCUGUUUAUUUGCACUCAUCCUUUGUGCGGUAUGGAGGACAGAUCGAAUUAACUGUGUUGUAUUUAUCAUAGCGUUUUUAAAACAACCCUCCUCCUUGAAGCCAUGUUUAAAUUGCCUGUGACAUGCAUAACCUACACACUUACAAAAAGUCAAAGAAAACGUCUUUAUAUUUAAGAAACUUAGUAUAAUACACAUUAUUUUACCCAUUUUGUCAUACAACUAACACAUCUUCUUUUUUUAGUUUUGCUCAGCCUAAAUCGGGUGGGUAAUCCUGGUCUUCGAAGGCCGCAACCCUGCAUGUUUUACUUUUUUCUCUGCUCAAACACACCUGAUUUGAAUGAAUGGAUGAUUAUCAGGCUUCU